Messenger RNA from Glycine soja, 1822 nucleotides. RefSeq lists its product as uncharacterized. The record is from RefSeq and is a predicted model, not a curated record. Bases 95 to 1699 code for a protein of 534 amino acids. Gene Ontology annotation, cellular component: plasmodesma; plasma membrane. Lineage: Eukaryota; Viridiplantae; Streptophyta; Magnoliopsida; Fabales; Fabaceae. The transcript is spliced from 9 exons.
GGUAACACAGUCUGAGCAACUAGCUACCGUUUCUUGUUCCCACUUUCUCCAUGCCAUAACCCAUAAUAACAUUAAACUCUUCUUAACCAUCAUCAUGCUACGUUUCACGUCAAAGUCAAACUCCUCUUUCUUCCUUCUCCUAUUCUUCUUCCUCUUUCUCUUUCUCUUUUCCGCUUCUGCAACAUUCUCUCUUUUAAACUCUCUACGCGCACCAUCAGAUGGCGUUGAAAUUGUAGGUGAGAAACAGCACGAGGACAUGGAGGCAUGGACGAAGAGGAGAUCAAUGGCGGAAGGUGCACUUACAAAGAACACGACGACUCUCGUGCUUGCUAAGGAAAGAACUCGCCGGAAAGACUUGUUUAACGGUUUUCAACGUUACACCGGUGGUUGGAAUAUCAGCAAUGUCUAUUAUCUCACGUCAGUUAUGUCUACUGCUGUUCCUUUUCUUUCCGUGGCUGUAGCCUGGUUCGUGAUUUUUGGAAUUUUUUUACUUAUCAUCUUAGCGUGUUGCUGCUGUUGUAACGGAGGAGAGUCAAAUGAUGAUGAUGACUAUUCUAAAGCACUGCAUCAUUUGUCCUUGACCUUGCUUAUCCUCUGUACCAUUGCAGCAAUAGGUGGAUGCGCUGUUCUGUACUCUGGUCAGGGGAAGUUUCGUGAAAGCACUUCCAACACACUUGAUUACGUUGUGAAUCAGGCUCAAAUCAUAGCUGAAAACCUCAGGAACGUGACAAGCUAUUUUGAUUCAGCUAAGCAGCUUGUGAAUGGGAUUCCCCUGCCACUAGAUCUUGGAUCCAACAUUGAUGAUGUAAAAGUGAAAGUCACCACAGCUGCUGAUUCUCUCUCCAAGAAGGCUAAAGAAAAUUCAAGGAUGAUACACAAAGUCAUAGAUGGAGUGAGACUGGCUCUUGUUACUGUUGCUGCUGUUAUGAUCUUUGUUGCAUUUCUCGGAUUGUUAUUUUCUUUACUUGCUUUGCCGGGUCCUGUAUACUCCUUGGUGGUUAUUGGAUGGAUUCUUGUUACAGGCACCUUGUUACUUUGUGCUGCAUUUCUGUUUGUCCAUAAUGUUACAGCGGAUACAUGCGUUGCGAUGGAUGAGUGGGUUGUGAACCCCACUGCCCACACUGCCUUGGACGACAUUCUUCCAUGCGUGGAAAAUGCAACUGCCGUGGAAACCCUUCUACGAAGCAAGACCCUCACAUAUACCAUUGUUGAUGCAUUUGACCAAAUCAUUUCCAAUUUCACAAAUGUAAAUGCAGCUGCUAAUUUCAAUCAAUCAGGUCCCCUCGUCCCUCUUCUCUGCAAUCCAUAUAUUGCCAACUUCACAUCUCGCCAGUGUGAGCCAGGGGAAGUCACAUUCAAAAACGCCAUCGAGGUGUGGAAGAAUUAUACGUGCCAGGUUUCGUCAUCCGAGCAAUGUAUGAGUGAAGGUCGUUUGACACCGAAGAUAUACAACAAACUGGCAGCUGCAGUGAAUGUGACAAAUGGUUUAUUUCAUUAUGGGCCAUUUUUCGUUGAUUUGGUAGAUUGCACUUUUGCACGUAAAGCAUUCUCAGAGAUUAGCAGCAACUAUUGUCCUUCUCUGCGGAGAUAUACUGAAAGGGUUUAUUUGGGAACGGUUGUGGUAUCUGCGGCUGUAAUGCUCUCCUUGAUAUUUUUUAUCGUCUUUGUCAGAGAGCAGUGGCGGCGUCUUCACAACUAAAGGCCAUCCUAGUAGUUGCUAAAUUUUAGAGAAAAAAAAAAAAUUUAGUUCUUGUAACGUAAUCAUGUAUAAUAUAAUUCUUCUGAUAUCAAAUACAAUGAAAAAAAAUCAUACAUGAUAGUA